Calypte anna (Anna's hummingbird) is the source of this 1935-nucleotide messenger RNA. It is a transcript of the gene TCFL5, whose product is annotated as transcription factor like 5. The record is from RefSeq and is a predicted model, not a curated record. The transcript has 6 exons. Gene Ontology annotation, molecular function: DNA-binding transcription factor activity, RNA polymerase II-specific; RNA polymerase II cis-regulatory region sequence-specific DNA binding; protein dimerization activity. Lineage: Eukaryota; Metazoa; Chordata; Aves; Apodiformes; Trochilidae. The coding region runs from base 125 to 1699 and encodes 524 amino acids. Gene Ontology annotation, biological process: regulation of DNA-templated transcription; spermatogenesis. Gene Ontology annotation, cellular component: nucleus.
UUAUUUUUCUUUGUAAUUUUUCGCUGGUUGUUGCAGGGUUGGUGUUUUUUUGUCUUUUUUUUUUUUUUUUUUUACGGUUUACUGUUGAAAGAGACGUUGGUAACUGCUUAGGUUUACUGUAGUCAUGUCAGGAUCAGCCCCAGAGGAGCCUCAGACCUCCAUUCCUCCAAGCACAGCUAGUGUUCCAGAUCCUGCUCCCGUUGCUGUUGGACCUGGAGGCUCAAGUGACGUUUCCUUUGGUGAGCAAAAUCUUAGCUUCACCACCACAGACGUCAACCUGGUGGAGAUGAUGGAAAUUGAGUACACCCAGCUCCAGCGCAUACUUUACUCCCAUACGGAGGCACAAGGUAGUGAAGGUGAAGUGGAAGCCAGGCUCGGUGCUUUCCCUGCUCCUGCUCAUGCUGCAGAACCCCCCCUGCACCAGCCCUCGGUGAACACCAGUCAGGAGGGUUGUUCAUCUGGGAAUCAGUUGGUUCACCCGGUUGCCUCGCAGUCAGGUUUGCCUUCUGACAGCAGUUUACGGAGUUCAAACCCCCGUUUGGGCUAUGCUGACAUUCAGGAGCUCAGAAUGAUGUUGCUUAGUGAGUCUAACCUCCCUUUGAAGCAGACAGAUAAAAUGCCUAACUCUAGCUCUGUAGAAGGCCCAGGACACAGUUUAGUAAAAUUUAAACGUGAAGGUUUUGUUGGGGCGAAUAAAGGAAACAUACUUGUUGAAAACUCAGCACUGGCACCUGAGCCUAGGUGUAAAUCUGCAGUCAGAGUUCGGUUGGAAGACAGAUUCAACAGCAUCCAGACAGAAAACCCCAGAUGUCAAGAACCCCAAGAAUCUGGAGUAACUCAUAACAAUUUAGUCACAUUGAUUCGACAGCCAUCAGAACUGCUCAGUGUUCCUCUUCAUCAGCAAGACAACAAGUGUGCUGUGCUAGCAAAAAACAAGAGUGCACCUCCCACCCCAUCUUUACAGUUCACAUACCCACUGUUAACCAUGACCACGUGUUCUACUGCUGGAAGUGCCAAUCCUUUACAAGCACAGGCCUCUGGCACAUCUUGCACUAUUUUGGAAGCUGCCAAACAAGACCUUGGGAUACCCAGGACAUUAUCUUUCUGCUAUCAGGAAAUUGAUUCCACAAAGCAGACAGUGGGUGCUAUGAAUAAAGCUCUGCCUGAGGAAGUUUGGAUCAAAGUUGGAGAAGACACCUUAACCAAACAAGCCAUAAACAAGAGAAGCUGCAUCCGGGUGAGCCCGUCGGAUCCCAACGUCGAUCGGAAACCUCUUGGAGAAAUCCAGAACAUCCGUGAGGAAAUGCAGAGCUCUGCAGCUGCCCUGGGGCCCUGGCAGGCAGCACAGUCAAGUUCAAGUCUGCAGGUGCAGAGUGGCUCCCAGGAUGGGAUUGCUCAGAGAAGAGAAAGACACAACCGCCUGGAGAGAGACAGAAGGCGCAGAAUCCGGAUUUGUUGUGAUGAGCUGAAUCUCCUGGUUCCCUUCUGCACUGUUGAAACUGACAAGGCAACCACUUUACAGUGGACAACUGCAUUUCUGAAGUACAUCCAGGAGAGGCACGGUGAUUCCCUGAAACAGGAAUUUGAGACUGUGUUCUGUGGUAAAACAGGCAGGAGACUAAAAGUAGCAAGAUCAGACUCAUUUGUAAUGUUUCCAGUGCAGGAAAACUCACAUGGCUAUGGAGACCAAGUUGUCUGAACUCACCACCCUGACUUGUAGGACAACUCUGGCUCAUUAUCCAGGGCCUCAACUGCAUUGUAGUUUCUCUGUUUACAUGCCAAAUGUGAAUUGCAAACUGUAACUUGUAAAAUAUAUAUAAAUAGAGCUUUAAAGAAAACAUUGUUGAUUUAAAAUGGAAAUGAAAGUUAACUACCAGCAGUAGCAAUCAGUGCUCUGUUAAAAGAGCUUUGGGACCAGAAGCUACAUGAAAAUAU